AAGCUCGUAGUUGUCAUCUGUGCACGAACCCUAAAUUCGCCACUGUGUUUCCACAACCGGAAAUCGGCAAUUGCAAGCCGAGAAAUGAAGCUCAGCGGCCAUGGAGCCUGACCAUUCUCACUCACUCUUCUCUUCUCUCCUCUCUAUGGGAAAGACUGAAGCGGAGCAGGGUUUGGCCUCGCUCUCCUCGCGAAAUGCAGAUACUCACUGCCCUUGUUGGUCUGCUCGGAGCAGGAUUCGGACUCUGAUUGGCCUCCGAUGCAUUUUGUUUCUCUUUCUCUCUGCCGCUUUGUUCCUCUCUGCAAUCUUCUGGCUGCCUCCCUUUCUUCAGUUUUCGGAUCAGGGCCAUCCGGUCCCUGAUCCCAAGUUCAGAGAUCAUGAUAUAGUAGCAAGUUUCAAUCUUUUGAAACCGGUUUCUUUGCUGGAGGAUAAUGUCAUGCAGCUUGAAGAUGACAUUUUUGAUGAGAUAGUGGCUCCGUCAACUAAAGUGGUUAUCCUGUCUCUGGAAUCUUUAGCUGGUUCAAAUGUUACAAGAGUCGUAUUUGGAGUUGAUCCAGACCGAAAAUCAUCAAAGUUACUGCCAACUUCCCAAAGUUUGAUCAGGGCGUCUUUUGAAUAUCUGGUCACACACCAAUCACUGAGCCUGAAUACAUCCUUGUUUGGGUCCACGUCCUUCUUCGAGGUGCUAAAAUUCCCAGGUGGAAUAACCAUAAUUCCACCACAAAAAGCGUUUCUUUUGCAGAAAGUGCAAAUUCGUUUCAAUUUCACCUUAAACUUCUCCAUCUAUCAGAUACAGCUAAAUUUCAAUGAGCUUAAAAGCCAACUGAAGUCUGGGUUACAUCUAGCUCCCUAUGAGAACCUCUAUGUUAGCUUAUCCAAUUUAAGAGGUUCAACAGUGGCUGCCCCUACUACUGUUCAGUCAUUGGUUCUACUGACAGUUGGUAACACUCCUUCAAUGCAAAGAUUAAAACAACUGGCCCAAACCAUCACACAUUCUCAUUCAAGAAACCUUGGCCUGAAUAAUACGGUUUUUGGUAGAGUCAAGCAAGUUCGUUUGUCAUCCAUUUCGCUUAUUGGUGGAGAUGGCACCUCUUCAUCACCAUCUCCUGCUCCAUUGCCUCACCCCCACCCCCACCCCCACCCCCACCCCCACCAUCACCACCACCACCACCACCAUCACCAUGGCCACAAUUCCCAUAUAGCUCCUGCAAUUUCACCUGCACCUGCAACUGGCAGUGGUCCACCCGCAAGUCUCAAAGGUGCACCUCAAGCAGCUGACCAUUCACCUGCACCGCAGAAAAGUAUGCCUCCACCUGGGAAAAGUUGUGAAGCAACGCCUCCCAGCUUUUGGUCUGGUCGUAGAGGGAAGGCAGGAAACCAGUAUCAUUUGUCCCCUGCUGGUGCACCAGAUGCUUCACCUCCCGUCUUGGGUCCAUCACCCCAAAAGCAUGUACACCCUUCAGCACCCAUUUCUCGUUCAGUACCAGCAUCUAGUCCUUUGCCUCGUGUGUUUUUUUCUCAUGCCCGUCCUCCAUCAAAGAGUGCAUCAGAUAGUAGCCAUUCUUACACAGGGCAAUCACCUGUACCAUCAGCAUCAACAUCAGCUUCGCCAGCUCCUCUUCCUUUGGUUCAAUGGGCAUUAUUACUAUUCCUAGCUUUGGUAUUACAUGUAUAACAACCAAGGAUAAACUUUGCGUUUCAAGUGUGACCACUUUUCUGGCAGUCGAGAAAGGACUCGAAAUGGCUGGAGGAGUUGGUGUUCCUGUUGUGUAAUGUUGAGCCACGCAAAGAGCGUGGUUUACACGUGAGUGAGUGGAUAUAUUUUUUUCCUAUGUGUACAUAGUCGAUUAAAAAAUCCAGCUGGCAUAAGAUGCAUUGCAUAUUCAGGUCAAAGUCACAGAGGUGGACAGGCCUUUGAUUAGAUGCAGCAUUGCCACUGUUUUGUGUAUUCUCUUCCGCACAAAUUAAACCAGCAAAUGUAUGUUUUGUUUCCAAAUCCGUGUACAACCUGUCAAAUUAAUUUAUUCACUUUGAUGAUUUCA
Molecule: messenger RNA, 2042 nt
Organism: Argentina anserina (silverweed cinquefoil)
Lineage: Eukaryota; Viridiplantae; Streptophyta; Magnoliopsida; Rosales; Rosaceae
Exons: 5
Coding region: 101-1675 (524 amino acids)
Source: RefSeq, a predicted model, not a curated record